Messenger RNA from Psilocybe cubensis, 1503 nucleotides. RefSeq lists its product as uncharacterized. Lineage: Eukaryota; Fungi; Basidiomycota; Agaricomycetes; Agaricales; Agrocybaceae. The record is from RefSeq and is a predicted model, not a curated record. The transcript is spliced from 8 exons. The coding region runs from base 1 to 1503 and encodes 500 amino acids.
AUGCAACUUAAAUAUAUCGCUACUGUCGUCGCCGCUUUGAUCCCCCUUGCUGUCUCUACAUCUGUUGGUCCUAAAAACUGCAAGAGCAAUGAGUUUUGGUGGGGAGCUAAAAACUGCUGCCUGGAAAAGGGAGGACCCCCAAAGCCUCCUACGCCACCCAAGGAUACCAACUGCCCACCCACUAGUUACUACUGGGGCGAAAAGCAAGGCUGUUGUGUUCCUCGUAACCCCCCUCCUUCAAAUCCUCCCCCACCCCAGUGCCCUAAGGGUUGGACAUGGUACCCUGCACUGAGUCGUUGUUCUAAGACUCCUACCCCUCCCGUGACUCCCCCUAGCCAACCUUCAAAUUACAAUUACAACAAUGGAAAGAGCCAACACAACGGCAAGGGACCGGGACAAUUCUUUGGAGGCCACAAACGCUCUGUCAAAUCUAGAGCAUCUCUUUGCCCAUCUGAUCUUGACGCAUGCCCCAUUUCCGGCCUGUCCGGUGAUUAUGAAUGCCUCGAUACUUCGAGCGAACUCGAAUCCUGCGGUGGAUGCACAAGUGUCGGACAGGGACAAGAUUGCACCAAGAUUACUGGUGCUUGGAAUGUUGGCUGCGAACGAGGAAGCUGCGUUGUCUUGACCUGUGCGGGUGGAUUCCGAAUCGGCGCUGACGAUAUUUUGGAGGCUAUUUUUAUUGACGUUGACGAUUCGUCUCCACUUAAACUCUCCGAAAAUGUUCCGCACUAUUCACCUCUCGAUCUUUUUCAACAUUUAGCGCUAGUCGCCCUUUUGGAAAACCGCCGAGUUGAACUUCGCCAGUUUUAUACGUUCAGUUAUGUCACCCAGGUUUCUGCAACGCCUAUACCUUUGCCUCUUCCUCUGAUGGCCGCGGAUUAUACCGUCAAUCUGUUAUCUGUCAAUCGCUCCAGUAGUUCAAUUUCGCCCCGCAGACUGCAAUCUUUGCCCAUGGGUCUCUCUGUCUUCUCUCAUGACCACGGGGCAACAAGCAGCAAGCGAAAUCUUGAUUUAGAUGCUCUGACUCAGUCUUACGACGCUGCCAAUUUAAACGCCGAAGAACUCAGGGAUCUGGCCGCCUCUUCUGCUGGCGUCGACGAAGAUGACUAUGACUUCCAGAAGCAGUAUGUCACUGGGCUCACUAGCUUUAGCGAUAACAUGUCUAUCUUCCAAAGUGCUCUGGCCGAAGCCGCUUCGGACAAAGGUCUAGCCAACUAUGAUCGUCAGAAUGAUGUCGAAACCCUGCUCAAAAAAGUUGUAAACGCCAACAAAGAUGUCCUGAGCUCAACCACGACAGUUGUUUACAACAUCCCAGGAAUUGGACCUGUUCUUGGUCCUAUUGUUUACGAUGUUAAGUGCCUGGUCGAUGGUCUUUUGGACGCCACAGAAGAUCUCACCGAUGCCAUAGUCAACGCUCUGGGUCCAUCUCUGCGAGCACUACUUGGUCAAGCUUCUGAGGCUGUGUGCAAAUCCGGAGCAGAAGUGGCUGGUUUAUGUGUCUAG